GGUCAUUAACCCACGACGUAUUAGACCUUCCCUUCCCUUCCCUUCCCUUGAGCCAUUCAUGACCGCCUCUUCCUCCAUGCCCUUUCAAUACCCAGGACAAAUAAACUGUCCGUACAAGGACCCUAGCAUUGCGUGGAUGGGUAGACUUAUUAGACCAUUCUAUUCCAUGUUCAGUAAUAUAUCUCCUCGACGCUCUCCACUUCUACUCACACCUGGCAUAGUACAGUACCACCCGAGCCACCAGAACGAGCCCACUAUGGCCACUAAUCUACUAGAAUCCGUGUAUUAGUCCAGAAAAUCAAAAAGUUCCCGGAGAAUCAUCACUUUCUCAAAGAGCAAUAGCGUCGAACACGAAAAUGCUAGGAUUCCGAAUCCACAGUCGUACUAGAUUUAGAAAUUUCCAUGCUACUCCAUCAAUCUAUUCGUCCAUCCCAUCUCAAUCGCUGCCGGUUCCCCCAGACAGGGUCCUGGACGCCGACUCACCACAUCCACACCUAACUCACCCACUCAUUGCUUUCUUGUUCCUGGCCCACCCGUUUCCCAUGCCUUUGCCUGAGACUUGGCCUUUCGGUCGCACUGCCUAUCUUACCCUCUAUCACUCUCGUUGAUCUUUCGAGAUCUUUACUUUAUUUGCAGGGUCCCCGUCACUACCUUCGUUCGUUCAUCUUGUCUAGGUUUCCCUCAUCGCUACCAUAUUCUUCUUAUACCGACUAACGGUUUCCUUUUUGUAACUCAAUCUUUUGGAACAUCUUCGACUUGCGCUUUUUAUAUCAUAAGCCUCCUCGAACUUCUUCUGUACCUUCAUUUGGCAUUCUGCUAUCGCUCUUGUUCUGUUAUCUCGCACUUCGAUAAUCUACUAUAUUGCACUGAACCAUUGUGUCGACAUCAAUCAAUCCUUCCACUUGACGAGCCUAUGUAUAAUCAGUUACUCCAACAUUGCCAUUAUUAGACAGAUCUCCCUGCAGCUGUUGUCCGCCCCUCAUUCAUUACCUGCGAAGCCUUGUAUUACUUGAUUCAGCAUCGACAUCUUGACCAACGUGGUCUGCCAACAAAGUACCUUAAUCUACCAAACUAUCCUAACUAAAUUUCACAUCGACCAGCUGAGAAACCAAGGGAUACUUACCAUGGACUCUUACGCACAAGCAAUGGGACAAUCCCCAUUUUUCUACUACAACCCAGACCCAAAAUCAGACAACCGUCAACAUGGUCACUUCUCUCAACAACCAAGCCAUAUGCCUAUGCCUAUGUACCACCAACACGCUCAAACCCUCCCAUCAACACCAAUGUACUCUAGACCAAACUCUUCGUCUUCGCAGCCUCCAAUGCAACAGAAGAUCUUCAACUCUGGCUACCUCGGACACAUGACACCAAUGUCCUCUCCACGCCCAAUGUACCAAAAGCCCACCAUAUUGAUUCAAGAUCAUUCCCCAAGACUGAUCUUGGAUUCGGAAAACGAGCACGACAUGUACUAUUACCCAGCAACCCCACCACUUUCAGCAUCUUGCAGUGCCAUGAGCAGUCCAUCCAGCUGUGACAUUCUACCCACCCCAGUUAACAGUGUAUUUUUCGGCGCCGAGAGUUUCGAAGGUGUUAAGGAGGGAUGUGAAAGUGAGGUUCAAUCGGAGAAUCUUGCCGGUGAAUGGGCUCGUUGCGGGUCUCCACCUAUGACACCAGUGUUCAUCCAUCCAAAUUCGCUUAGCUCUCACGCUAACGAACUCCUGUCUGCCACUUCUUGCCCUUCGCUUUCACCUUCUCCUUCCCCUUAUCCUCGCUCCGUCACCUCUGAACAAUCCGACUUCGACUUCUGCGACCCAAGAAACCUCACAGUUGGCUCCUCAAUUUUGCCUCCGACUUCAAACCCAAUUUUGAGUUCGGGUCGUGAAUUCUCUACUUUGCCAACCCUCUGUGCAGCUGAAGAAGAAGAACAUCAAUACAUGUUAGGGGGUAGUGACGCAUUCGCCAAAAUCGAAACACGUGCGAACACCUUUGAUUUCACAACAACCACAACAUCCAACCACGGUCUUCCUACUUUUGAUCACCUUUCCGAGCUCGAUUCUGAAGACGAAUUUGUUAACGGUCUUGUGAACUUCCCUUCUACCGAUAACGUUCAAUUCUUUGGUAGCAAGAGACAACGCACUGUAUCUGAUCUCGUUUCCCCUGAAUCAGAGACAUUCAUCAGUGAGGACGAUUUUGAAGACUUUGAGGAUCUCGAGACCGAAAGAUUUGCAGUUGCCUGCCUCCCAAGUCCACCUGCUUCAGGCUCUGAAGCUGAGCCCAAGAAGGAAAAGCGUACCAAAAAGUCAAAGAUCGUUCAUUGCGACGAAGAUAGCUCGGAAUUUGAUUCUAUGGUCCGAUCCCGAAAAUUCACUGUCCCAAUGAAUAACUUAUCGGGCGCUCAGCCACAAGAGACUUCUGCCGACCACCAACAGACAUCCACCGCCCCAAGUCAAUCCGGUUCUUCAGAAAGCAACAACAUGAUGGGCUCAUCAGGAUCAGACGCUGCCAACACCCAUCAAGCACCAGUCAAUCGUCGCGGUCGCAAGCAAUCCUUGACUGAGGAUCCUUCCAAAACAUUCCACUGCAAGCUUUGCAACAGACGUUUCCGCAGACAAGAACACUUGAAGCGCCAUUACAGAUCCCUCCACACUCAAGAAAAGCCAUUCGAAUGCCACGAGUGCGGUAAGAAGUUCUCCCGCAGCGACAACUUAUCUCAACACUCCCGCACCCACGGAAGUGGUGCUAUUGUCAUGGGCGUAUUGGAAGAUGGCGAGGUUCCUGGCGACAUGGAAUCUGGCAGUGACGGAGAGCAAAUCAGAGCCCUUGGCACCGCACUCUUCACUGCAGCCGCAGGUGCAUCUGGCAGUGAAAGCAGCGGUACCGAUAGUGAGUCCGACAGCCAAUCCCGCAAGAAGCGCAAGAGAUCAGAGUAAAUACUGGUGUACGAAUACUUGAUUGGCCGGAGUACGCCGUUUACGAAACUUACGAACACAAAAAUUAAACAACACUGAAUAUUUGGGCUUGCGCAUUGCUUGUCGUGUGUUGGGCAUUAGGGAUAAAGGAUGCAUUGACGCUGUCAUGAUGAUUUGGGAGGGUUGCUUGAAACACAAAAGUCAUUGUCCCGUGUAUGUGCUGCUAUUUGCACACUUUUUUCACCAUUCUUGUACUUUACUUUACUUUAUUCAACUUUGUAUUUGUCGUCGGUUUAGCGUGAUGAUGGAUGGUCUAAGGUACAACAACCUUUCAAAGCGUGUACUUUGAUGAUGGGAAGCAAGGGAAAUUACUUUCUUACAUUCGUUGUAAUAAAUAUCAGUGGAGCUGUGGAUGGAAAGCGGGCGACCGUCUCUGAUCUUUUGCUUUGCAAUUUUCUCUUCAGAAUUACUUGCGUAGCUCUUGGGUCUUGCCUUGUGCUGGCCAGAAUGUUGAGAUAUACCAACAGACUACAAAUACAAUAAAUAAAUAAAUACAUUUCAUAAAUAUCAAACUAUUCUCAUCA
Messenger RNA from Botrytis cinerea B05.10, 3493 nucleotides. It is a transcript of the gene BcMsn, whose product is annotated as BcMsn. Gene Ontology annotation, biological process: regulation of transcription by RNA polymerase II. The record is from RefSeq and is a predicted model, not a curated record. Gene Ontology annotation, molecular function: DNA-binding transcription factor activity, RNA polymerase II-specific; RNA polymerase II cis-regulatory region sequence-specific DNA binding. The coding region runs from base 1125 to 2930 and encodes 601 amino acids. The transcript is spliced from 3 exons. Lineage: Eukaryota; Fungi; Ascomycota; Leotiomycetes; Helotiales; Sclerotiniaceae. Gene Ontology annotation, cellular component: chromatin.